AUGUUUGCUUUAUUAAAUGGAACUAAGUCUCGUUCAAUUACUUCUGCAACAGAUGACAAUAUCCUUGAUGCUGCAAAGGAUCUUCUUUCUACUACUUUAGAUCCUGUUUCAGCAGCAGAGGAGAAAGUUAUGCUGACAUGCCAGAAAGUUAUUGACGAGGCGCAUAAUCUUGAAAGACCUCCACUCAAUCAAUACAAGAAAUGCAAGGAAUGCCUUAUUCAACAUUCAGUAAUCAAUAAUCAAUUCAAACAAGCCUUCGAAUCCAUAUCGAAAUAUAAAGAUCAGGUUGGCGUUAACUGUCAAAACGUAGCUAACAUGUGUAAUACUCUCGAAGAAAACGAAAAAGCAAUGAGAGAACGCAUGCAAGCAAGCAGAACAACAAAUUGCUCAACUCAAGAAUCUCAUCGUACAGUUUCAGAUCAGCUUUCACAAAAGCAAGCUGAAUUUGAAACUGUUUCCGCAGAAUUGCUAAAAUAUCAAAAACUUGUUGAAGAAUUUACAGCAAAGAAGAAUUCUCUACAAGCAGAAGUUGAACAGCUUACAAAAGCUCAACAAGAACUUUCCAACACUAAUCAAGAUGAAACAGAUAAUGAAACUCGUCUUACUAUGCAUCAAGAGAGUCUUCAGAACACCCGUCAACUCAUUGAUAAGGGUGUCACUUCUCUUAAGAACCUCGCUUCUUCGACAACAGAUCGCAUGUUAAGUACUGGUUUAGAAUACCUUGAUUUCCUCAGGAAAUACAAUCAGUACGUUAAGAGUAUUCUUGAUACAAUGGAUGGAAGAAUCAAAACAAUGCAUGAUAGAAUUGAUAUGAACACUUCUAAUAUCGAUGAAAUCCCAAUUCUCGAGUUGAACAUGGACAAAACAAAGAUUGAAGGCGUUGUUAAGGAAUACGAGUCAAAUGUUGAUAAGUACAAUAGAAGAAGGCAGAAGAUCGUCGCAAUUCAAGAAUCAAUAAAGCAAGACUACCAAAAAUUGAAAGAUAUCAUCUCAAAGUUCGGAAGAGAACUGGAUCCAUUGGAAGUUUAG
Messenger RNA from Trichomonas vaginalis G3, 1029 nucleotides. RefSeq lists its product as uncharacterized. The record is from RefSeq and is a predicted model, not a curated record. The transcript has a single exon. The coding region runs from base 1 to 1029 and encodes 342 amino acids. NCBI's taxonomy places the organism in Eukaryota, Parabasalia, Trichomonadida, Trichomonadidae.